CUCUGAUAAUAAUGUGAGUGGUGAAAGGAGUUGUAGUAGUCAAAGAUAGUAGAUGCAUGUAUUAUAUGUAUGUACAACUCUGAAUAGUUUUCUUUGUCAAAUUAAAAUUGAGUUAUGGCAGCAACAAUAGCCUUGCUUCUUUCUUUACUCAUUUUAGGCGAUGCUCAACAAGUAUUAAAGCUUCAAAAUCCACGAUUGAUGAAUUGCAGAUUUGAUAAAAUAUAUCAAUUUGGUGAUUCAAUUUCCGAUACGGGCAAUUGCAUCAGAGAGACCCUUUGUGAAGUUCAAUCUUGGUGUAAGAGACCUCCAUAUGGAAUCAAUUUUUACCAAAAUGUAACCGGACGUUGUUCUAAUGGCAUGCUCAUCAUUGAUUUCAUAGCGGUGGAAUGUGGUCUUCCUCUCCUGAAUCCAUACAAAGAUGAAAAUGCAGAAUUUAGACAUGGUGUGAAUUUUGCAGUAGCUGGGUCUACUGCUGUAUCAGCCGAAUUCCUGGCAGAGAACAACAUUGAUAAUAUAGGAGCUACCAAUAGUUCAUUGAGUGUUCAACUUGAUUGGAUGUCUUCCCAUUUCCACACAACCUGCUCUCCAAAUUGUCCAGAAAAGUUGAACAACUCACUUUUCCUAGUUGGAGAAAUUGGAGGAAAUGAAUUCAAUUUUGGCUUAUUGCAAGGUAAAACCAUCGAAGAAUUGCGAAGAAUUGUCCCACAAGUUGUUCAGACCAUCAUUCAUGCUGUUAAAAGGAUUAUCGGUUUUGGGGCUACUCGAAUUAUAGUUCCAGGCAACUUCCCUAUAGGUUGUAUCCCAUUGUUCCUAACGGAAUUCAUGACCAACAAUUCAACUGCCUAUGAUGAGCACCAUUGCUUGAAGGACUUGAAUAAUUUUGUAAUAUUCUACAAUCGCUAUUUGCAACAAGCCAUUGAUGAAUUGAAGAAAGAUUACCCAAACAUUACACUGAUUUAUGGUGACAACUACAACGCCUUUAUGUGGCUUCUAGAAAAUGCUGUCAGUCUUGGAUUCGACAACAACUCUCUACAAAAAGCAUGUUGUGGAAUAGGCGGAGAAUAUAAUUACAACGGACAUAGAAGCUGCGGUGAUCCAAUGGUUCCAGUGUGUGUUGACCCGAAUACUCACAUCAGUUGGGAUGGAAUUCAUUUUACACAAAAUGCAUACAGUUGGUUAGCAAGAUGGCUAAUUGAUGAUAUGUUGCCCAAAUUAAACUGCCAAGUUUAACUUCUUACUCUUAAUUGAUGACAAAUUGAAAUAGCUAGUGAUUUUUCUUUAUUGGGAAAGUUCAUCAAUGUUACUCUCUUGAAUGUAAUAGUAUUUGUUAUGAACUCUACCCUCUGAUUAGUAGAAUGCCACUCGAAACUUUUUUAUGGUACUA
Messenger RNA from Solanum tuberosum (potato), 1384 nucleotides. Its product is annotated as GDSL esterase/lipase At5g03980-like. NCBI's taxonomy places the organism in Eukaryota, Viridiplantae, Streptophyta, Magnoliopsida, Solanales, Solanaceae. Gene Ontology annotation, molecular function: hydrolase activity, acting on ester bonds. The record is from RefSeq and is a predicted model, not a curated record. Bases 115 to 1230 code for a protein of 371 amino acids. The transcript has 5 exons.